Molecule: messenger RNA, 1698 nt
Organism: Ascoidea rubescens DSM 1968
Lineage: Eukaryota; Fungi; Ascomycota; Saccharomycetes; Ascoideales; Ascoideaceae
Gene: PET112
Product: glutamyl-tRNA(Gln) amidotransferase subunit PET112
Exons: 1
Coding region: 1-1698 (565 amino acids)
Biological process (GO): glutaminyl-tRNAGln biosynthesis via transamidation; mitochondrial translation
Molecular function (GO): glutaminyl-tRNA synthase (glutamine-hydrolyzing) activity
Source: RefSeq, a predicted model, not a curated record
AUGAUGCGCUGCUGUUUCUCCUCGUCUUGUUUUAAACUUUUUUUUUCUGCUCCUCUCAGCUGUUUUGGCAGAAGGAGUUUCACCAAGACCGACAGGCCCUUGAAGAAACGAGCCAACAAGAAGUUUAAGAUUUAUCCUGACUAUAAACUAAAAUGUGGUUUGGAAAUCCACUCUCAGCUAAAGACUACUAGAAAACUAUUUUCUCUUUCUGAGAACCAUCAGUUUGACAACCUCACAAGACCCAACUCAAAUGUCUCCUACUUUGAUAUAAGUUUGCCUGGAACACAACCGCUAUUGAACCCAGAAGCGCUUCUAUUGUCGUUGAAGUGUGCAAUAGCUUUAAAUUCAAAUAUCAACUUGCAUUCGACUUUUGAUAGAAAACAUUAUUUCUAUCUUGAUCAGCCUUUAGGCUAUCAGAUCACUCAGCAUUACAAUCCCUUUGCCAAAAAUGGUUUUGUGAAAUUGCAAAAAUCCAAAGAUGAUAUAGACGAAUUGGAAAAAAUUAUCACCAUCGAUCAGAUUCAAAUCGAGCAAGAUACUGGAAAAUCCUUGCACUCUCCUUUAGAAAACCAUUUGAUUGAAACUAAAAUCAACCUAAAUAGAGCAAACAUCCCCCUAAUUGAAUUGGUCACCAAUCCAGAUUUCGAAAAUUUAAAACAGGUAAGAGCCUUUUUAAAAAAAUAUCAAUCCAUCUUAAAAUUUUUAAAUAUCUGCACUGCUGACCUAGAAACUGGUGCAAUGAGAGUAGACGUCAACAUCUCCAUCAAUAAUGGCAAAAGAGUAGAAAUCAAAAACUUAUCCUCCACUUCUGCAAUAGCAAAUGCUAUCAAAUAUGAGUACCUCAGGCAAGUCGACCUAAUCCAAAAUGGUCAAAUCAACAAAAUCAAUCAAGAAACAAGGGGCUGGAAUGGCUACUCAACUGAAAAACUAAGAGACAAAGAAACUGCAAUCGAUUAUAGAUACAUGCCGGAUCCUGAACUACCCCCAAUCUUAUUGCAUUCGAACGUCAUAUCCGGUAUAAAAUCAAAUUUUGUUCAACAAUUACCUGAUGACGUUAUUGAUAAACUAACUUCAAAUCCCUAUAAUUUAAGAGUUAAAGAUGCAAAUCUACUAAUAAGUGAAAAAUACCCAUUGUUAUUAGAUUAUUAUUCUAAAUUAUUCCACUCAAUUGUAUCAACUGAAACUCUCUUGUCCGAAAAUACUCAAAUUGAUGCUAAAACUCCAAGUAAUUGGCUAUUUCAUCACUUUUUGGGAAACUUGACCAAAUUCAAUGUUCCCAUCGGCCUUGAUAAUAGUACUCUAACUGUAUUUGAUAUAUUAUCAGUUGAAAAAUUUGCUGAAUUGAUAAAUUUAAUCUACAUUCAUAAAAAAAUAACAACAAGUACUGGCAAACUAAUACUAGCUUACUUGGUUGAAAAUUAUAAUAACCAUCAAAAUAAAAAUCUUUCAAUCAAUGAAAUUAUCGAUAAAUUCGAUUUAAAUGCCCCUGAAAAUUUAACUGAUGACCUUAAUACUGAAAUUGAGCAGAUUUGUUUACAAAUAAUGGACCAAUUUCAAAAUAUAGUAAAAGAUAUUAAAUCUGGUGAAAAGACUACAGGAAUAAAAUAUUUAAUCGGUAUGGCAAUGAAGUCUUGUCAAGGCAGAAUUCAACCGAAAGUUUUUGAAGAAACGUUCACAAGACUCAUAAAAAAUAAAUAA